UAGUUCAGCUCGAACACAAUUACGCUCCGGUCUACAACACAGGUCACUCUGUCGCUUAGUUUAAAAAAAAAAAAAUAAACUUAAAAAAAAAACAAUAUAAAACAAAUAUAAAGAGCAUCAACACAAACUUUUAUUUUAUUUCGUGGUUUAUUUAUUAUUUCUUUCUAAUUUUCAAUUAGAAAUUUUGUUUCUUCGACGAUUAAAGAAAAUAAUUAUUUUUUCGUAGUUUUCUUCUUUGUGUCGUUCAUAAUUUUUUUUUUUGCAUUUUGACUUCGUUCUCAUAUUUUUGGGAAAAGAAUUAAACACUCUUGUUCCCACUCAAUUUUUAUUCAAAUAAUAACCAUUUAAUUAAUAUUUUGUUUGUCGCGUGUUUUUUUGUAUAAAUAAUCUACACAUAAAAAAAAUAAAUUCAUUUACUGUAAAUAUUAAAUUUUUUUUUUGGACGGGGAAUAUUUUUUUUUUGUUGAUCAAAAAAAUAUUGUGAAUUCAUUUUGUAAAUAAUAUUUUAUUCCAUCGGCCAUUUUAAGUGUGAUCGAGUGAAUAUUUAAAGCCAUCAAUCAAUUAUCAAACUUAUCAUCUUCAACACACACAUUACACGUGAUUCUGUAACAAAAAACAAAAAUCAAAACGAGAACCCUUCAAGGUUUUGCUUUAGAAAUUUGAUUGAUUUUCAUAUCGUGAAUUGAAUUUACAUCAAAACAUAGCCCCAAUUUGUCGAAAUGAUGGCAUCAGCUUUACAAUUUAACAAGCUGCUGUAUGCGACAGCAGCUACAACAAGUGAUGCCCCAAGCGAGACUCAGAGUGAGAUAUCGUCAGCAGAUAGCGGCUGGAGUGACAUACGAGCAAUAGCCGUAAGACUUGGAGUAUCCAAUCCUGAGGACUUGCAUACGGAACGUUUUAAAGUUGACCGUCAUAAGCUUGAGAAUAUGAUAAAAGUUGAGAGUAACAUUGAAGGACUAAAUAGCGCUGAGUAUUUUUUUGAAAGCGUCAUGAAAACAACUGAGACUUAUAUCAGUUGGCCAUGUAGACUCAAAAUUGGAGCCAAGAGCAAAAAGGAUCCCCAUGUUCGCAUAGUUGGCAAACCGGACGAUGUUAAUCGGGCAAAAGAACGAAUCCUGGCAAACCUCGACUCGAGGGGUUCUCGAGUUAUAAUGAAAAUGGACGUCUCCUAUACCGAUCAUUCGUACAUCAUUGGACGUGGUGGUAACAAUAUUAAACGUAUUAUGGAGGACACUGCCACCCAUAUACACUUUCCCGAUUCGAAUCGAUCGAAUCCAACGGAGAAAAGUAAUCAGGUGUCGUUGUGCGGUAGUUUGGAGGGAGUUGAACGUGCUAGGGCAUUAGUGCGUUUAUCAACGCCAUUAUUGAUGUCCUUUGAAUUGCCAAUUAGAGCUGAAGGUGAACCUAUUCCGGAUCAUGAUACUCCAUAUAUAAAGGAGGUUGAAAUUAAAUUUAAUGUUCAGGUCAUUUUUUCAUCAAGACCAAAAUUGCAUUCUUCUUUAGUUUUGGUUAAAGGAUCUGAAAAAGAUGCUGAUAAAGUGCAGGAAGCUACUCAGCUUUUGAUUAAUUGUACUUGUGGAAAACAUGCGGGUGAAAUGUUAGUUCAAAUGCAACUAGAAAUCUCUCCACAACAUCAUGAAAUUGUCAAAGGCAAAAACAAUGGAAAUCUAGUGACCAUUAUGGAGCGUACCAAAACUGAGAUAAGAUUUCCCGAACUUUGCGAUGCUAAUGUUAAACCAAUUAGAAGAUCUCAAGUUGUUAUAACUGGAACUAUUGGUGGAGUCUAUAAAGCUAGACAGCAAUUGGUGGGAAACCUUCCAAUCGCUUUGAUAUUUGACUUUCCUGACAAUCAAAAUGAUGCAAUGGAAAUAAUGAGCCUUAGUACCAAAUAUGGAGUUUUCAUAUCUCUAAGACAAAAACAACGACAAAGUACAAUGGCUAUCAUUAUAAAAGGUGUAGAGAAAUUUAUUGAUAAAAUCUACGAAGCUCGUCACGAAAUUCUACGCCUAAAAACUCUACUCGUAAAACCCGAAAUUCCAUUGUUAUAUUUCUCACCAAAAGACCAAGAAGUCGAAACAGCUUAUCGUCGAUCAUUGACGUCGCUCUUGGCCAGCUAUCCAGACAGUCCAUUAACACCGACCAAUGUUGCCAAGGCUUCGUCAUCGACAGUUUCACCACAAAUGAAUGCAAAUGCUUUCAAUAACAACAACAACAACAACAAUACCAUGACUCAAAACAUGAACAACUAUGCCGCUAAUAAAUACCAUGGCACUCCCACGGGAAUUUGUGCUCCAACUCAAAAGUAUCUCCAAGCUCAUAACAAUAGCUUCCAUCGUAAUCAGCCGAAUAAUAACAACAAUUACUUGCAAGUGUCGCCAUCUACUCCGGUUAACUGUAUCUCACCGAGGAAUACUUUGAACACUUCUCGGGGCAGUCAGACUAACACGAAUGCGACAAAUGCUAAUGCGAAUAGUCACAAUACGAGUGGAUAUCAGAGUUUUAGUAGUAGCACUACUUCAUUGGAGCAAGCCUAUCCACCGUAUUCGGGACAGGGACAAGGUGGCCAAAGUCAUGGCCCAUAUUCACCAGAUUCGACUUAUAGUAGUGAAGCUGGUUGUCGCGGAGGACGACGGUCAAGCGAUGGUGUAUUGUUGGGGCUUGGAGGAGCUGGAGGCGUUGGUGGAGCAGUUGGAUUUGGACCUGGGAGUGAGAUUUAUCGGAAUCAACAUUUUGAUCUAAGACAACGUGUCUUUGACUUUGAUAUGAAGCGUAUUAUGGGCUUCAAGGCUAUGGAACGAGCACCGAUUAGCGGUGAGCUCCGUACACCAAAUGCCAACUGGAUUGGCUUGGCACUGAGUCGCACAUCGCCGGCACCGUUGGAAACGGGUGACGACAAUAAUGCAUGGAAUCGCAGUAGUGGAUGUGGUGUUGCUCCAAAUGCUGGUGCUGGUGGUGCGAGUGUAGGUGGUGGUGCUGGUGCUGAUGGAGGAGGAGGAAGGAAUGGAAAUGGCGGAAAUAAUAACAAUUCCAAUAAUAAUGCAAACGCAGCAAUUGGUGCUGCUGCUGCUGCAACUGGAGGAAUACCAAUCUCUCCUUAUUGCCUUGGUGCAACAACUGGAAUGAUUGAUUCAACACCAUUAAAUCGCCGUAUACAAAUGUCCCAGCAUAAGAAUAUGCAUUCUCUAUUGACUACUCUCGGAUUGGAACAUUACAUAAAAACCUUCGUUACGAACGAAAUUGAUUUGGAAAUGUUCACAACACUGACUGAAGACGACCUUAUUCAAAUGGGCAUUACGGCAUUUGGUGCACGUAAGAAACUCCUUGUUGCCAUUCAUACAAUGCAAGCAAAUGAGGUUGCGGCUCUAUGUAUGCCAUCUUCAUCUAAUUCAUCGCCACGUUUCUCUGGAUCGGCUGCGCCAGGUGCCGAGAGACGUACCUCUAAUGGAUGGUAGAAUUUUUUUUUUUUUUUGUUCAUAUAAAAAAAAAAUACCCUUUAAAAGGAUUUGCAGGGCUAUCCUGUAUUUAUAGGGGUAAAAAAAGAGAAAAGAAACAAAAAAUGAGGUUAUAUGGGACCUUGCAUGAAAUACUUUGGUACCCAACAAAAUUAAACCUUUGAUUCCUUUCUUUUUUAUUUAAAAUUAAUUUUUUUUUGUAGCUUUUAAGUUUGCAUGCUUUCUGUAACAAUUUAAUUAUAUUUAUAAACAAUAACAAACAAAAAAAAAUAAUUGUAAGGACUUUAUAUCCUGUGGCUUAAAAAUAAGAUGAUGAAUUUAAAAUUCAAAAAAAGUGUUUGUCAAUCAUAAGUGUUCAAUUUAUAUAUUUUUUUAACAGCAACGCUAAGACAAAGCCAAGGAUGUCCUUUAAAUUUUUUUGUUCAUCCUUUUUUUUAUUAAAAAUUAUAUUUAAACGAAAAACUGUACACAUUUGUAAUUAUAACAAAAUCAAAACGAAAAAAAA
This is a messenger RNA of Episyrphus balteatus (marmalade hoverfly), 3957 nucleotides long. RefSeq names its product protein bicaudal C (gene BicC). The coding region runs from base 720 to 3452 and encodes 910 amino acids. Gene Ontology annotation, molecular function: RNA binding; protein binding. NCBI's taxonomy places the organism in Eukaryota, Metazoa, Arthropoda, Insecta, Diptera, Syrphidae. Gene Ontology annotation, cellular component: cytoplasm. The record is from RefSeq and is a predicted model, not a curated record. The transcript has 13 exons.